AUGUUCGGUCGCUCAGUCGGCAUCGCGGCCACAUGCGCACUGAGCGCCAGCGCCUUCAUUAUCCCGCCGGGUGUAGCACCAGCAGCACACGGCGAGCAUGCGCAUGAUCUCUCAUUACAACAAGUCAACCCGAAGAGCCGGACUCUGGUGCAGACAUGCCCUUCAUGUGCAUUUCCAUGGGACAUCGUGAGCGACCAGGCUGAGGACGAAGUGGAGCCAGAGUUCUGGAUACAAGGUGGCUCGAAUAGUCUGGUAUUCAACUUCGGCAUAUCGGAGGAUGGAAAGUGGCUACAGCUCAGUGGCGCGAACAUAUAUUCACCCUCGUGCUUUGGGCGGAAUUGUGGCAGACUACCAGUACCCACCGUGCGACAAAUACCGAGCAAUACCGACCUAUCACACCUGGCGUCCAGCGAUCUAUCACGGUCGGCCAAGUUGAAGGUCACGGGGUAUGGUCUGGAGGAAUCAGAUCCACAGGCACUAUCACCGGAUGGAGAUAUGCUUGUGCCGCUCACGUUCAGAUUGGAAGGCUUGGAGAAGGAGCCGAUUGAGCUUGGCGAGAUUGGCAUCAAGUUGUUGAAGACUAGUGAUGGAGAGUUGUUGAUCAUGCAAGUGGAGGUUGACCCACGACCGCGCAACAUCUUCGAUCACCUUUUGAUGCCUCCACCGGCUGGAGAGGAGGAAGAAGACUUCCCUCAUCCACCUCCGCCACCUUUCAGCCAUCACCCUUACGGUCCACCACCGUUCGAUGCAGAGGGCGCAGAACUUCCACCAUUUCAUCAUCCUCCUCACGGUCCACCACCAUUCGAUAGAGAGGGAGUGGACUUCCCACCUCCACCAACCUCGUUCCACGGUCCACCACACGGCCCACCACAUGGCCCUCACGGUCCAUUCGGACAUAAAGAAUGCGACGUGCUACCCGAGCCUCUCUGCAAGCUCAAGAACAUCAUUGACGCCAAGAUCGAUGCCGCCCUCGGCCCAGCGCAUCGACACCAUAGACCAGGCUGCCCUGGUCGUCAAGGCCAGCACGGUCCUCCAACCAAAGGAGGUCCGCAGCGCUUCCACGGUCGUCCUCACCAUGUGCGACCACACAAUCGCUACCAUCGCCAUCAUCGUUUCUGGCGACAUGGAUUACUACGUGCCUUCGCCAAAGGUCUGGUCACUGUACUCAUCCCAGUCUUCGCUGGUAUCACAGUAGGCAUGUCAGUCAGCUUACUUGGGCUGGUCGUAGGCCGGAUCGUGACCUUCCUGUGGCGCACAUUCGUGCGAGGUAACAAGCGAGGCUAUGUCAAUCUCCCGCAAGACGAAAUCCCCGUCGUACAACACGCAGAGGGCAAGAUGGUGCUAGCUGAGAUGGAAGCACCGCCGCUCUACGACAGCCCGGUUGAUGUGUUCGCGCCUCCACGCUACGAGGAUGUGAAAUCAGAUACGAAGUGA
Molecule: messenger RNA, 1434 nt
Organism: Recurvomyces mirabilis
Lineage: Eukaryota; Fungi; Ascomycota; Dothideomycetes; Mycosphaerellales; Teratosphaeriaceae
Exons: 1
Coding region: 1-1434 (477 amino acids)
Source: RefSeq, a predicted model, not a curated record